Strongylocentrotus purpuratus (purple sea urchin) is the source of this 1371-nucleotide messenger RNA. RefSeq lists its product as uncharacterized. The record is from RefSeq and is a predicted model, not a curated record. The transcript has a single exon. NCBI's taxonomy places the organism in Eukaryota, Metazoa, Echinodermata, Echinoidea, Camarodonta, Strongylocentrotidae. The coding region runs from base 1 to 1371 and encodes 456 amino acids.
AUGUUCUCACACAACGUCACCAUCAAGGAAGAGAUAAGUCCUUCAUCGGUGCUGAGGAUAAUGGAAGCAGACUUCUCGGACCUAAGAGACAACAGCGAACCUUCCUCACAUAAUGAUGUCAGAUUCAUGAACAUCAUGAAGAAUAAUGUUCGCUUAACAGAAGAUGGACAUUACGAAACUCCACUUCCCUUCAAGGAAAAGGAACCAGAUCUGCCAAACAACAGGUGUAUGGCAGACAAGAGACUACAACAUCUCAAACGAAAGUUUGAAAGAGAUUCAAACUACCACCGUAGAUACACAGAGAAGAUGGAAGCACUCUUAGAGAAAGGGUACGCAGAGUUAGCACCAGAAAUCAAGACAGCUGAUAGUCCAGUCUGGUAUAUUCCCCACCACGGUGUUAUACAGCCCAACAAACUUCGGGUCGUAUACGACUGCAGUGCACAGUACAAGGGGGAAUCCCUUAACGAUUAUCUUCUCACUGGACCAGACCUGACAAAUGCUCUCGUAGGCGUACUCUGCAGAUUCAGGAGAGACGAGAUUGCAUUCAGUUGCGACAUAAAGGAAAUGUUUCACCAAUUCAAGGUGAGAGAAGACCACCGUGACUACUUGAGAUAUUUGUGGUGGAAAGACGGAGAUAUUCUUCGAGAACCCAUUGAGCUGCGUAUGACUGUCCAUUUGUUUGGCGCAUCUUCCUCCCCAGGCUGCUCCAAUUUUUGCUUGAAGCAGACAGCUACUGAUCACGCAGCCGAAUUUGGAAAUGAUGUGAAGGACUUCAUCCAUCGGGAUUUCUAUGUGGACGAUGGAUUGAAAUCCGUUCCUUCUACAAAAGAUGCUAUCGACCUAGUUUCGAGAACAAGACAACUGUGUAAGAAAAGUGGACUGCAUCUACACAAGUUCAUAUCUAAAAGCAGAGAAGUAAUGGAAUCUGUUUCGGAGCCUGAUAGAGCGAAGGGAGUCUCCAAGACGGAUCUUAUGGGAGUUGAUUCACCCAUGGAAAAGGCUCUGGGAGUUCUAUGGUGCGUUGAGUCCGACACACUUAAGUUCAGGCUCACUCUACAUGACAAACCCCUGACAAGAAGAGGAGUCUUAGCAACAGUUAUGUCAAUCUACGAUCCAUUGGGUCUGCUGGCGCCAGUUGUACUGCGAGGAAAACAGAUCUUGCAAGAACUAUGCAGGAAAGCAGUAGACUGGGAUGAUCAACUGCCUGAUGAACAGAGAAGCAGCUGGGAGAAAUUGAGAGCUGAUUUGCAUAAUCUGGACUCAAUCUCCAUACAAAGAUGCUACAAGCCUGCACAUUUCGGAGAAGUAAAGACAACGCAGCUUCAUCAUUUUUCUGAUGCCAGUACUACUGGUUAUGGCGAGUGCACAUAA